AACACACGAAGCUCUUCUCCACAUUCCUCUUCGGCCCAACUAUAGACUUUGAAGGGACUGAUGAGACGAAUCAUUUGCACCGAAGGCUUGAAACUUCGCAGACACCAAGCGCAAUGCACUACUUGUCAGACAUCCUACAUUGAUAGAGAAAAUUCCCAAUUACUCCUGGUGUUCCGGCAAACAUUACCAAUCGAUCGAACAACCGGCGAAUCAGCCUCUUGGCCGUAUAUUUCCUUUCGAAAUAAAAAGUUUUUGGUCAUCUUGUCCUCAUUCAAACUACUCAAAAACACCAUCUCAUAUUGUCUGAAUCUUAAAUAUCUCAAAACCAAGCAAUCAAACCAUCCAAAUCGUUGAAAACUCCAAAUUCCGCAGAAGAUAACAAAUAAAAAAUUUACCCGCCAUAUUGAAAAUCACUUAAUGUAUGUAUGACGUCAUGAUGGCGGUGGAGACUAACCCGUCGUUUACCCAGGAGACACCCCUCCCUCCUGCUUGGAGUCACAUUGGUUAAGUUCAUUCUGAUCCCUAAGUAACCAGAUUGCCCUUUCUCUAAGACACUUGAAUGAAGAAAAUUUUCAUGAAAUCAAGAAGGUUCUGAGUAAGCCCAGUCCCUCAGAUAGCUUACAGUCGAUUACUUAUCUAUUACGUCAUAAGGCGUCUCUGAGGAAGAUAGACGCACGGGAAACAGAAAUUGAUCAAGCGAAAACAAACUGUCUAAGGUCUUUUACUAAUUGGCUAAUUGGUACGACUCCAAAUUGCCACUGGCUGAGUUUUCCUUUUCUCUGAGUGCACGUAAUAAACCUUAGAUAGGUGAUCUUCUUCUUAUGGAGAAGACUUUGCCCUUAAAAUAUCUCUAUAACAUAAGCUAUUAUACUUUAAUAGAGGGCGCUUAUCCAUAGGACGUUUCAGUUCCAGAGCCGUUUAGCACAAAUGAGUCUCAAAUGUCAGUAAUCUCAGCAAUUUUGUUCAAGUGAUAAGUGAUAGAUUUUAGCAGCUGAUCAGGAUUAGCUGAGUACACUUAUAGCUCCUCUGAAUUUGUAAACUUAUUGAUAACAAAUUCAAAGAUUAUCAGUUAAAGUGUCUGUGGUUUAGAGCUGCUAUCAGAUAUCAGGAAAGGUGGGUCCAACUCGUAACAAUGGCUAUUGUUUGAUACAGGCUAACUAAUCGGGUGGCAUUAAUAUCUGGCCAGCAAUCAGUGCAACUGAAGCUGCGAUUUGCGUUGUUAGAAGCUCAGGUUCAUAACUAUGACAAUGCACGCGCAUAAGCCAUAGCUGGAUAUCAAUUUUAGUGACGUCAGCGAAAAGUUCCAAAAUGGCGCCUAUUCCCAGAGAUGCAAUACAUGUUUGGCUCUUUCCUCCUUUCUACGUUCAGAAGUGUCCAUGUCCUAAAGCGCUCGUAGUGGCUGGCUCCAGGACAACACAAAUUAACAAGCGUGUAGAGAUAUGAGAGUGCCAACACAUGGAGACCUAUGGAAUUGUUAGGAAGUUUUUGCCUAAGCCAGUCAGCUCGACAUGUGUGGAGUGCAUAUGACAAAGACAUUUGUCGGAAUUCCUAACCAGCAUCCCCAACAGACUAUGGUUCAAGGGACAGAAAUUCCUGACCUUUCCGUGUUUCGCCGCAUAGAGUUAUCUGCUCAACUUCUAAGCUAAGACAGCCAGAAUUACUGAGUCUCAGGCACUUCAGGUAACGGACUUGAACGCCGAGAACCAGCUCACGAAGAUUUUUCACCGAUUUUUUCUUUUGUAAAAUGUUAUCUACGAUAGAAUAAGAUUCUUUCCACCUUCAAACUAUUUCCGUUGAUUUGUACUCAACUGAACUUCAUGACGUCAGAGAUGAGGUUUUCGAUGAUGUUUUUACCAAUCAUAGUCACUUUGGCUUUUUCAAACAUGGUCACAAGCACGAAAAGUCCAGGAGCUGACCCACGAUCAACCAUCACUCGAUCCAUACGGGAUGCUUCCAAACGAAUAAGUAUCAGGAGAGCCGGAGCUAGCAGGGGUCUGAGAGAAUGCCGUGACCAAUUUAAGUUCGAAGUCUGGGAUUGCAGUUUUUAUAAAGAAAGUGUGACUGGAGCAUUACCUGAUUUUAUGCGAACAACGUUGUCUUAUGCCAAUAGAGAGACAGCGUAUUUACACGCAAUAACAACCGCCGGCAUCGUACAAGAAAUCGUGUCUCAGUGCGCUGCAAACAAAAUUACCGAAUGUAGCUGUGACAAAAAAUCAGGGCAGUCUCGUGGAUGCAGGAACUACCUGAAGUUUGCCGAGAAGGAGACGAGAAGGCUGUUAGUAACUCUACCACAAGGGAGCUUCGAACGAAGCGGAAUUGACAUUAAUAAUCAAAUGGUGGGAAUAGAGGUUUUUAAGAGGAAUUGUGGUGGCAGUUUGCCUAAAAAUUGUAACAACUGGCAGAGAGUUGCAAACGAACUGAAAAGUAAAUAUCAAUCCACCAUAAACAAGACGCAGCAGACCAAUAUCAACUCCACUUCCCAAAGUAACCUACGACUGACCUAUCAGGAUCCGUCGCCUGAUUACUGUGUACGUAAUUUGACCGUUGGCUCUCCUGGCUUGGAAGGACGGGUCUGCGGAAAUAGUGGCACAAUAACAAGCCAAUGCAGAUCCCUUUGUGAGCAAUGUGGCUUGACACUCCUGAGAGAGGACCGAAGUCCAAGAAACUGCAAAGAUUGUCCAGAAAUAACAUCAGUGACAGUCUGCAGGAAGAAGAAAAUAGUCACCGGCAAGCGAUCAGUAGAGCAAAGCCCGGUGCAAAUGAUCGGACUGAGAAAGCAUUUCCUCUCAUUAGGAACAGAUGUCUAAGCUGCCGGGGCAAUUUCUUGAGGAAAGACGCUUCGAGUGUGCUAGAACAGUCAAUUCUUAUCUUCAGCCCCGUGCUUGCAUCGCUUGUAGGUUUAACUGACACAGUAAUCCCACAUUAAUGGUAUAUGCUUUAUUUCUUUAUCUAUCUUACCAAAUAAUGAACUUUCCAGUGCAAAGAAACGCUUUGGUCGACCGCUUUCCGAGAGGAAAGGGCAUGUAGUUCAGUCUUAAAACGAGAUUUUCGAUAAGUGUGAUUUACUUGCAUGACUUUGGAGCACUGGGAAUAGCUCAAACUUUUUUAACAAGCUGCACUGUUUGUAUUUAGAAUUUUAGUAGAAAAUAUUCUACUCUGUUCCUUACAGCUCUAUGGAGAAUCCUUAAUCUCUUAUAGUUCUAUAUUAUACCUAACAGUUUUAGACAGGCAUAGCAAAAAAUCUGAUAAAGAAGAUCUUUGUGAUUAGUCGCAUAUGUAUACACAUAUAUACAUAUGUAUAUUUGUAGUCGAAUCCAGAAUCGAGCAUCGUAAUAAUGAAUUUCAUAGAGCUCUAGUUACUGAAAGUCUUCCUCCAUACACCUUAAUGUAGUUCAACUGAAAAUUCAGUUUUGAUAAAACCUAACAGUUAAUGACCAGGCACAUCUAACUGAUAUGUGUUAGCCUUGUUUUCAUACCGUUUCCUCAGGAAUAAAACCGACUGAUAA
Messenger RNA from Pocillopora damicornis (cauliflower coral), 3506 nucleotides. RefSeq names its product protein Wnt-8b. Gene Ontology annotation, molecular function: frizzled binding; cytokine activity. Lineage: Eukaryota; Metazoa; Cnidaria; Anthozoa; Scleractinia; Pocilloporidae. The record is from RefSeq and is a predicted model, not a curated record. Gene Ontology annotation, cellular component: extracellular region. Gene Ontology annotation, biological process: neuron differentiation; cell fate commitment; multicellular organism development.